This is a messenger RNA of Boeremia exigua, 1295 nucleotides long. RefSeq lists its product as uncharacterized. The transcript has 2 exons. Gene Ontology annotation, molecular function: protein binding. The record is from RefSeq and is a predicted model, not a curated record. NCBI's taxonomy places the organism in Eukaryota, Fungi, Ascomycota, Dothideomycetes, Pleosporales, Didymellaceae. Bases 157 to 1281 code for a protein of 374 amino acids.
AUGCACCGACCUGCAAAGGGCACUGGACAAGCAAUUGAGACGCCUUAUCUCGAACAUGUAGCAAGCUUAUGAAACUGGAGCUCCCGUUCUCCCGUAGCGGAGGCGGGGUCAAUGCUCUUGGUAUAACAAUACAAGUUGCCUCCAUGUGAGCUUGGAAUGGAACCAGAUUAUCUACUCAAAAUGCCGUUUAUCAACUCGAAAGGUGCGUCAACGCUUGGUCACACAUUCAGGAAUUUCGACCAGACAAUCAUCACAGUCAAGGUUGGAGUGAAAGAUGACCAGGAGCCAUUCAGUUGCCACAAGGAGUUGCUGCGCCGGUGCUCGACGCAUUUCGAUCAACGCCUAAGCGACAAUAGACCUUCACCUUAUAAAAGCUCGGGUUCAUCACUUGAGCUUGAGGAUGUGAGCCCUGAUGUCUUCGAUGCUUUCAUGAUGUGGCUAUACACCGGCUUCAUCCCACACCAUCUCAUUGAGGGCGGUAAAGAAGUCCAUCCACCUACACAUGCUAUCGGUACGAACGGAAUGGAUGGCACGACACCAUACCAACAAGAAAGCGAGGACGUUGACACAGCAUCCUGGGGUAUCAGUCUUGAAAACGACGACGUAGCCAGUCCAACUUCGAGCGGGAAAGCUCCCAGCGUUUCCGAGGCAGUAAGCGCCGAGAAACUUUCUGGUGACAACAGCGACGCCGAGAAGCCACUGCCUACACCGCCAGUCCGAAAUCCAGCAGAGAAACCCGAGAUUCCCAAAGAGACCCUUUGCCCCUGCUGUUCGCGUCCAUACAAAUGGCGCGGCCUCGAAGGCUUCUUGGAACGUCGCUUCAUCGCACUAUACACAUUCGCACAUCGCUAUUCAAUCCCAGCGCUUCGCCGUGCGGUGCUCCUUGCAUGGCAGACGAAUGAUGAGAUCCUGCAAUCCAUGCCAGACCACAGUAACGUCAUUGCGGCGUACGCAGACUUACCACCCGAUUCACCUCUCUGCCGAUAUUUUCUUGACAUGUAUACUGUGUAUUGGAACCCCGACAAAGACAACGAAUUCUCCAUUCCACUGCGGAGCCAGUUGCCGCAGGCGUUCCUGUUCGAGCUGGUGACGGUGCUAGCCAAAGGUGAGAGGCCAAAGACAGAGAAAGAAUGGUGCGAAUUCCAUGAGCACGAAAGUGAAGAAGAGAGGAAGGCUUGCUGCGAGGGGCUGGGCAAAGAUCCGGUAGCAGGAAAGGCGCUACGGAGGAUCAGAGACAGCAAGGGGUGGAAGGGUUUGGUGUUGAAAAAGGGGAAGCGUUGAACAGAUCAAGUGAG